Penaeus vannamei (Pacific white shrimp) is the source of this 624-nucleotide messenger RNA. RefSeq names its product ribonuclease H2 subunit C. Gene Ontology annotation, cellular component: ribonuclease H2 complex. Gene Ontology annotation, biological process: RNA catabolic process. The record is from RefSeq and is a predicted model, not a curated record. NCBI's taxonomy places the organism in Eukaryota, Metazoa, Arthropoda, Malacostraca, Decapoda, Penaeidae.
GAGAGAUCACAAAUACCUCGAAAUUAUAAUGACUUUUUUGAGAUAUUUCUUGACUGGGGCCCUCCUAGCAGCAAUCCGAUGUAAGCGGAUUUCUUACUUAGGUGUUUAGCGAGAUUGUCAACACUACCGUGCCCAACCCGCGAAUAUGGCUGUAAACAUUGACUUGAACCAAGAAACUCUCAAAGGAAAACUCUCCGAGGGAUGUGAUGUUCAGUUCGUCCCUUGUAAAAUAGAACACGAUGGAGAAGCAGAAGUUGAGAAGUUCUUUAACACAUACGUCAGAGAGGAAAAAAACGAUGAGGAAGGGAAAGAAGAGAAAGUUCUUAAAGGAACUUUGCGUGGUUACCCUCUCAGUGGCUGUGUAAUAGAUGUUCCAAAGGGUUACACUGGCAUUGUUCUUAAGGAAACUAGACCUACCCUGAAUUCAGAAGAAAGUCGCACAAUGAGAGUCAUUUCCCAGUUUAAACAGUUCACUUACUGGAACUGGGACCGCGAGCCAUCUCGGGGGGACAAGUACCAACAGGCCAUGGACUGGGCGGAGAUAGCGGAUGUAAUACAUGGAUCUGAGUAGAAGAAUGCAACUAAAUCAGAUGUAGCUGAUUCUUAAUAAAAUUUAAAAGAAUG